AUGAACAACGCAAGCGGCCGCAUUACUUGUACUAUUUCCACCACUCAGGCGUUGACUGACGAGGAUCUCGGCAAGACCACCGGCGAAGACCAGGCUAUUAUUCGAGCUUCAUUGACCACAUCUGCGGAGGAGAUGUUUGCAGACGAGGGCGCGAUUGUAGCGUUCAUGUGCGCUAUCGAGGAGUUUGCCAUCACAAACUCUGAGCUCGCAAGCUCAGCAAGCUCCAUCAGGUCCACAAACACCGCUCUUUCUGUCAGCUCCGCUAUCUCUCUGUCCUCAUCAAGCUGCGUCUCUUCGAUGUCUUCUGCAAGCUCGGUCACGCUUACGGAGGAUCUGCCGAGCCCUGCUGCCAUGCACCCCAUCACUCGCCGGUUCAUCGAGUCCCAGGUGCUUUACGACCUUGGCUAUCCUUUCACCGUCCCGGAGGGAUACUAUUCCAUCGCUGAUCCGCAGGUCUACGUCUCUGCCCCGCCGCUCCUAAUCCCCAGCACCUCCACAGCUGUCCAUAUCGAUGUUGACAGCAUGCCCGCGACCAUGGCUGCAGCUUCGAAAACUAAGAAGAGGGGUCUUGUAUCCUCAUUCAGUACGCCAAGACUAGCAAAGUUUGUACAAAUGUUCAAGAAGUUCGACAAGGACACUGCACGCACGCGUGGUCUCAAGUCCUCUCCUCGUCCUCAGAGCUGCCACUUGUUCUAG
Boeremia exigua is the source of this 696-nucleotide messenger RNA. RefSeq lists its product as uncharacterized. The record is from RefSeq and is a predicted model, not a curated record. Lineage: Eukaryota; Fungi; Ascomycota; Dothideomycetes; Pleosporales; Didymellaceae. The coding region runs from base 1 to 696 and encodes 231 amino acids. The transcript is spliced from 3 exons.